Molecule: messenger RNA, 2026 nt
Organism: Malaya genurostris
Lineage: Eukaryota; Metazoa; Arthropoda; Insecta; Diptera; Culicidae
Gene: Pdp
Product: pyruvate dehydrogenase [acetyl-transferring]-phosphatase 1, mitochondrial
Exons: 4
Coding region: 232-1641 (469 amino acids)
Biological process (GO): protein dephosphorylation
Molecular function (GO): cation binding; protein serine/threonine phosphatase activity
Source: RefSeq, a predicted model, not a curated record
UGUAGUCGACUCGCAUAAUAGUGUUUUAUUUUAUGUGACGUGAUCUGUGCAAAAUUUGUUUGAAAUCGCAUAAAUUCUAAUCAAAAUCUAGUCUGAUCAACUGCUCGCAGUUGUUUAAAUUAUGCGACUAACGAGUGCAAUUACUUUCGUGCAUUAAGCGGAGAACGACAGCUGAAAUUUUCCCUCAUAUUUUGCUAUUAUCUUACAGCAGAACAAGUGCAAAAAUACAAUAUGCCAAAUUUUCCACAGCGACUUCUUGUGCUACGAAGUUACAUACAGUCUGCUGCCACCGGACACCGUAACCUUCACCAGUCCUCGGUCCACCGACGUGCUUCUGGACCGCCAAAACUGUCACCGUACGACGUCAAUUGUGUACUGAGAGCAAAUGAGCACGCCCAGGAGCUCGUGGGCAGUUCGGUGAAGAGCUACGACACAAACCAGCUAGCAUCGAAUUCCCCGAUCGAGGAUUCCCGCAGUGAAGGCAGUUGCGUACAUACCUCGGGUUUGCUACUGGGCAUAUUCGAUGGCCAUGCCGGACCGGCUUGCUCGCAGGUCAUCAGCAAACGGCUGAUGCGUUACAUCGCGGCAUCACUUGUUCCUCCCGACGAUCUGAAACAGCACAUUGCUAACGGGGCUCAGAGUCAAUCCUAUAUAAACUGUCACAACGAUAAGUUGGAAUUUGUUAGUGAGAUUAGAGAUAUUUACGAAAACAGCUUCCAAGUGUUCGCUAACGAGCUUACCAACACCACUCUGGCCGGCUUCCAGAUGCAUCAGGUGUUGGAAAAUGCUUUCCUCCGAUUGGACCAGGAUCUUUCGAAGGAAGCCAUUGAAAAUCCCAGCCUGAGAACAAUGUCCGUGGCGAUGAGCGGGGCGGUCGCAGUCGUGGCUCACAUCGACGGUCCCCAUUUGCACAUAGCUUCCGUUGGAGAUUGUUCGGCCGUCCUGGGCACCGUUACCGAUACAGGUCAAUGGGUAGCAAAGAAGUUGUCAAACGAACAUAACACCGACAAUGUCGCUGAAGUUCGUCGACUGUUGAACGAACAUCCAGCUACAGAACGGGACACCGUCAUUCGUGGAGAACGCCUACUGGGUCAAUUGGCCCCCCUUCGUGCCAUGGGAGAUUUUAGAUAUAAGUGGACCCGCCAACAGCUCGAACAGUUGGUCGUGCCGCAGUUUGGCGAGCAAGUUAUCGCCCCAUUCUACCUCACACCGCCCUAUCUGACUGCUUGUCCGGAAAUCACCCACCACAUUUUGACACCUCGCGAUAAGUUUCUGAUUCUGGCAAGCGAUGGCCUUUGGGAUACGAUGAGCCCGAUGCAAACCGUCCACCUGGUGGGUGAACACAUGUACGGUAAAGCCUUCCUGCAGCCACUGAAACUGCCGAAGCACGAUGUUACAUUCAGGGAAAUCAGUCAAAUGCUCAGCACUCGCAAAGCCGGCCUCCAGAAGAAACCGAUGGACCGGAAUGCCGCGACCCAUCUGAUCCGGAAUGCCCUGGGCGGUACCGAGUACGGUGUGGAACACUCGAAGCUAUCGCACAUGCUUUCGCUUCCCCAGGACAUCGUUCGGCUGUUCCGCGAUGACAUUUCAAUCACGGUCGUGUACUUCGAUUCGGAAUAUUUGCGGAACUGUCCCACUUAGCAUUCGACGUCGUCGUCGGCGGGGGUUAGAAGACGUAGGGGUUAGCAAGCAUUUAUUGGAAAGAGGCAGCGUACUUCAAACGAGAGACAUAUAUAGAGGGGGGGUCUAAUUCUAGGGUCUUCGGCGGCACGUCCAAACGGGGCGUGUCGGGCGCGCUUUUUAUUCUUUUCGCUUUUUGCGUACAACUUUGAACGAAAUACAAGCUUCGUUUGUUGCCGAAUAUUAUCGUAGUUAUCAUAUAGUGAGUGUACAUAAAGCAGCGUUUGCCUUUUUUUGAAUCUUUUCUAUGUCUAGAUAAUGUUUUUUUGCUCAAUCUGUUACCUCUAUUUUUCCGAUUGUUUGAACAGGAUGAUAAUAAAAAACAAUGUGACUUGGAAACUAUGAA